Iphiclides podalirius (scarce swallowtail) is the source of this 1137-nucleotide messenger RNA. The record is from the annotation of a GenBank genome assembly. NCBI's taxonomy places the organism in Eukaryota, Metazoa, Arthropoda, Insecta, Lepidoptera, Papilionidae.
AUGGCGGAGCGAACGGCGGCCAGCGGCAGUCGGCACCGGCCGCUCGAACGCCCUCCGGUCCGUAAAUACAGCCUCCCGCCGCACGGAGACAGAGUUUCAAUAGAUUCGUGGUCAAGAGACGAUAACAUAUUCGAGUCUAGAAGUACUACGAAUGACAUAAUAGACGAAGAUGGACAAUCUUUUGAAAAUGCUGACACAACAUUGAGAAACAUCCCACAGUCUGUACACGCCCAAUGCACAUGUAACUCUAGGCGAGACAACAGAAUUCAUUCAAUAUUUUAUGAUACCCAAAGUAAGAAACGUUCAGCACCAGCUCCUGACGUAACCGAACGUGGACAAAAUGGCCGAGGGCCUACUUGCGUUGUUUGCAAGGCUUCGCAGUGGGUCCCCACCGGUACAACUUCAACGACCAGCCAUAGUUCGACAGCAACAGCAAACUCCUCACGGUUUUCAAUCUGGCAUCGCCGUUGGUGCUGUGUGGCCAUUUUGGUAUUAGUUGCGGGUACCGCUUGCGUGGCUGGACCGUUAGCUCUGCGUGCACCACCCGGAGCACCCCUACAUGAGCGACUCCGCCUCGCCGAGAGACUCUUGCAUGACACUCCGCUUAUAGAUGGUCACAACGACUUGCCUUGGAACAUUCGAAAAUUUUUGCACAACCGAAUCAAAGACUUCAGGUUUGACGAAGACUUAAGAACAAUAUCCCCUUGGGCAACUAGUUCGUGGAGUCACACUGAUCUGCCUCGACUUAAGCAAGGCAGAGUUGCUGCUCAGUUCUGGGCGGCGUACGUUCCCUGCGACGCGCAGCACCGCGAUGCCGUUCAGCUAACUUUCGAGCAAAUAGACCUAAUCCAGAGGCUCACCGACAAAUAUCACCCGCAGCUCACGCUCUGUACCUCCGCUGAUGACAUAUUGACCGCGCACACAAACCAUCGUCUGUGUUCGCUGGUAGGGGUCGAAGGUGGUCAUGCAAUAGGAGGAUCACUCGGUGUCUUGAGGACCCUAUAUCAAGUUGGCGUGCGUUAUCUGACUCUAACGUCUACAUGCGACACUCCUUGGGCAGAAUGUGCGUCAACUGACCGGAUUGAUUCCUCUCAACGCGGUGGACUGACACCUUUUGGCAAAGUAAGUAAUAAAACG